AUUGGCUCAACUUUAAAUGAACACUUCAGUGGGUUCGCUCACUCUUCAUGGCGGGCGUGGAAACUUGAUAAAGACGCAGAGUUGGCAUUCAAGAGUCCCAGUCCGCCUCAGCAUUUCUAUACUGAACGCAAAUAUUUGUUGGGCAUCGGCGUGGCAGCCGAGAAAAUAUCGCAGAUCCCGUUUGCAUCUGAGGAGCCAGGCGUGCUCGAGGACGUGGCCCCUCUCGAGGACAGCGACGUGGCGCCUCUUGUGUCUGGGGACUCCGCGGCGUCGUCGCGCGCCGCCAGAGGUGGUGGAAGUGGCGCCGCUCAUGCUGCGCUUGAUCACCUACACGGCAUUGCUCGAGCGAGGUCGGGCGGCUUCGUGCCUCACGUGUUCGACCCCUUCUAUCUCAUGGCCGCUCUCCAGUUGAAACAUCAUUCGAAGCAGGGUAGGUCCCUGAAGUCUGUAUUGCACCAUGCUGCACCGUUCUUCUUCGACCAGGGCCAGAGUAGUCAGUUUCAGCAUGGACUCAGAGAGUGCGCGUUGCCGACGGAGUCGACCAUGCGCGAAGCGCGCGUUCAGCUCGACCUCCUUUCUUCAGGUUACGCGAGAUUGAGACAAAAGGAUUACGUCAACUGGAUCUACUUGAACCCCGACAGCUCUCCACAGCUAGGAUGGAAUUGGCUGGUGGUUCGGGAAGAUAAGUUCUCUUGGCCCAAAGAUGAUAGUAUCGAUGCGAUCAUGGCUUCGAACUUCAACUCCAAGAUGCAGUCUCGGACCUGCCGUUUGUCAACGAUCGGGAGAGGCCACGGUGCGGCUAUAUUCAAGUCUGUGAGCCUCGCUACGUUGCACAAGUGCGAGUGCUCCAGCAUCGAGGACUAUAAUAAGUUGAGGUCUGAGGUGUAUGGAAUUUGCACAGAUCAAGGAGUUGAGUCAGCCGUUGUCGAUAUCGACACUCUUGAGCCCAAGGGCGACCGCUGCGAGAACUACUCUGACAAUCGUGCCCGCAUGUACCCGAACGCCCUGGGCAUGCCAGAAUCGUUGCACAUCAUGUUCAACGCGUUACAACAUGCCGUUGAGAAGUUGCCAUGCCACAAAACUUUCAUAUCAGAUUUACGGAACAUAGAGAAUUUUCUGGCUGAUAGAUCGUUGAGGCGGUUGUUCGUCAACACGUGCCUCGACGAUUCUUUGAAAUCCAAAUUCGACCACUAUUCAACAGUGCACAUCAGCUGGAGGUGGGAGGUCCUUGCCAAGGCGCUCACUGAAUUGAUCCCUCGCUUUUCAAUUUUGAAAGAUCGCUUUGACUUGGGAAAAAUGAAGACAUCUCCAGAGCGGCAGGUAAAGACACACGUGAUAGACGAUGCGUACGCUUCCCUGCAGGUGCCGCACUUUUUAAAAUUCUGUAUCAUGGUAAAGACCAGCGGCAACACACUUGAACGGUUUGCGAGUCGCCUCGAGGGUUGCGAGUGCCACGCCAGUCUUUGGAAGUCCCAUAGCAACCACAAGAAGAAGACCCGGCUGGGCCAGUGCUUGGAGGCGCUGAAGAAGUGCGACUCCGACGAGUUGCAACUGGCCAUGGGCAAGCUCGACUGCGAGCCACGGGCGCAACUCCUUCGACUCCAGACCCAAUUGGCGGAUUCGUUGGUCGAAGAGCUUUCUGAUAAGUUCGCGUUCAAGGACGUGAUCCCAUAUGCGGCACUCAAGAUCUACAUGUGCGAAAUUCCUGGGGGGAACUUGCAUUCUGCUAGAAUGGACGCGGCAGAUUGCGCGCGUCAGUACGAUUCAGCAGUGGAGGCUGGCAGGGGGCAUCUGCUCCAUCGAGUCGCGCACUUACUUCUGCGACCUGGCACGCACUGCAGGAGCGAGCUCGACGAUUUCGCCAACGGGGUAGGGCACAGCUUGCGGGACUUCACGCACCUGCACUCCAUGAUAAUGAGGUAUGCUCUGAUACCGAUCGUGGGGAGGAGAGUAGAGGGGGCCCAUGCUAUCAUCAGGCGCCUCGGCCUCAUCGCGAAGAACAUGUCACCUCCGUGUAUUUCUGCUUCCAACUCCGAGGCUGAGCACUUGGCGCGCUUGGAUAACGAUGCGGAGUUCAAGCGGUAUUGCCAAUCGACCUGGAGUUCGAAAUCUCUUCUGAACGAUUUGUUGAGCUUAGUUGUUCCGGGAGAUGCAUUGAAAGAAAUGAGCAGGAAGGACAAGAUCAACCGAGUUUACCAAUGCGACCUCGCGUCGGAGUUCAAGGACCUCAGCGUUGAAAGGCAGUCCCAUGACACGUGGAAGCUGCUAACUCAACACCUACGGAGUGCGCAUCCAGGCUUCCCAUAUUCGUGGAAGAUCGUUGUCACGUAUUUGAAGGAGAAGCUCUGCUCUGGUAGCAUAUUUUCUUUACCGACGAGCUUGUACAAUCUUGCUCUGGUCGAUCAUGGGCCCGAUGAAAUCGAUAUCUCUGCGGUUAACCCUUGGGAGCAAGCCAUCGAUGUUAUCGGCCAUGAGCCCAGCGAGUUCCAGUUCGAUGCGGUCGACUCUGUUACAUUUUUUGAGGUCGUGAACCCCUGGCCCGAGAAGCGGAAGCAGAUUGCGUUAUCUCACAUUAUCGAAUGGGGCGAUCGCGUCAACGUCAGGAGGCGCCUCACCUUGCAGACCGACGUUUGUGACAGGAGCGUUACGCUAUUGUGCGAUGCGGACUAUGCUGAAACGCUCCACAUGCGCCCGUUAGUUCACGACUUGAAGCGGUCUCUGCUGUCUUUGUACACGUGGGCCGUGAUGGGCGACUGGUCUGCUUUGGGAGUGCGCCAGCGGAAUCUGGGAGAGCCCGAGCACAUCGUUGCUGCGCCUCGCAGCCUGGUGAUUCCCAGUGCGAGUGACGCGUUGGUUGUCUCGUCGCCCGCCGAGGUCGUCGCGCUCCCCGACGUUGGAGAGUUGGCUCUGGAGCGGUAUGAGGCUACGACCAGCGAGAAGAUGGUGGCAUGUUUAGGCAAACUCCGAGACCUACAGCAUGGCGACGACCGAGACGACGAUCCUGUCUGGGUUCAGUACACGGCGCUGGAAGGCGUGCACAUGAACACGAUCCAAGAUUUGCACAAGGCUGGAGCAAUCACCGCCGUGAACGACGAGUUCGGGGAGUUGGUCGUUUGUCUGCAAAAGGCUGGUACUAUGUUCAGGGCAGUGCGUAAAGUUGGCAGGCCGCUGCAACUCUGUUUUGUGGAUAGCACCAAGUUUGCCAGCAAGCUGGACAUGAUAUUUGCUCUACUUCGUGGUGGAUGGAAGCCUGGUGCCACUAGGCCGUUCAAGAUACGUGGUGCGCGCAAGUUCAUGUGCAAUAAGGACAGGCCUUUGAGUUAUUUUGCAUGUCUUCUCCAAGUUGACAUGCUAUUUGAGAAGGGGUUGAAGCAGCUGCCGCACGAUUUGAAGGACUACCAUUACCAGUGCUUCCUGCGUCUUGCUGGACAUGCACUGCUCGCGUUCGAGGCCGACUUGCAGUCGCAUGGCCUCGAAGAGUGCAGGCGCUUGCUGCGCGAUGCCCCCGAGGCGCCAGUCGACGCGCCUCCCCUGGAGGACGACCUCGAGCCAGCAGCGUCGGUGGAGGCUGCGACCUUGGGCAAGUUUGGCCAGGCCAUGGAACGCCACUCUGGUGGAGUGCUCGGCGGCAACUCUUUGGUGGAUCAGGCGCUGUCGCAGAAGUCCCUUCUCGCGGGAGUUGCAGCGCCGCCGACGCCUUCGACUACACCUGGUGGCGGCGUCGCCCAGCGCCCCAGCCGUGGGCAAAGCAGCCGCCCCAGCAAGGUCGGCUCACGAGAUAUGUUCUGGUGCUGUAAGUGCCAUCAGGAGAGGCCGAUGUCACUUUGUGUUUCGCGCGGGACGCAGCAAAUCUGCGAUCCAGACGUCAAGGCCUACAACAGCCUCGUUGCUCGCUGGAAGGGCAAGCCAUGCUUGCGCAAGUGGUGGCAUGGCAAGUCGGAGGCCGAUCAGGCUGAGUGGUACCGCAAGCAGCAGGCGCACGUUCCAGGUACGAAGCGGAAGUUCGACGAGAUGGAGGUGUCCGAGACGAGCGCCAGGAUGGCCGUGAAGGACGACGUCAAGGAGGACGACUGGAUCCCGCUCAACAUCUACCAGCGGCGAGUGGCCAUGGAGGGCGUCAGCAAUCCUGAUGCCGCCCAGGAGUUCAAGAGGAUCGUUGAGCGCGGCGAAGGCCUCUGGCGCGCUGGCCAGUGGCACGUCCACGACUACCAAGGUUUCAAGAUGCACACGGGCAUCCGCGAGGCUCAGGGCUAUGCCACCACGGGCAAGUACGCGGUCGCGGGCCGCGAAGACCUCGCCAGACGAGUGGAGGAGUGCUCCACCAAGUUAGACAGCCAGCUCCUCGCACACGAGCAGUCCUUGAAUGGUUUCCAGGCCGCCCCGUCUCGCGAUGCUCCCAACAUCCAGUGCCCCACGAACGGCGGCGUCACUCUCCCGCAGUGA
Messenger RNA from Prorocentrum cordatum, 4443 nucleotides. The record is from the annotation of a GenBank genome assembly. Lineage: Eukaryota; Dinophyceae; Prorocentrales; Prorocentraceae.